AUGUCAGCGCCCUAUCAGAGAGAAGCAAACCCCCAUUUUCAUCCCUCACAACCACCCACAAGACCUCGUGAAUCCGAAAUUGAGUUUUUUCCAUCGCCACAGGAUCAAGGUCCCGCGCCAAACCGUCCACGGUUUAAAACCCGUCCACGGCGUCAAAGCCGCAGGCCACUACCACCACCUCAACUCGAUCAUGACACCAAUCCUCACCUUUCUACACAACAAAUGCCACAGAGUCCAAGCCGCCCACGACCUCAGAACCUCGACUCAACUCGUCCGCCACCGCCAGGUCAAUCACAAUAUCAGAAGGAACAACCACUGCAACCACAUCCAGUAUCACCCUAUCAUCAUGCAGAUGAACAUGGCCAUGAUCUCACAGUACUCGCAAACUUCACCAAUCCAAACAGUAAAGUGAACAUCGACUUCAGCUACGUAGUCUUCGACCUUUUCUACAAUGAUAAGUUAAUAGCUACACGUUAUAUCGAACCAUUUUCUGUGAUGAAGGCCGAGUAUAGGUUCGCAGAUGUGCAUCUUAUGUCGAGCCAGGUUCGACUGCCUUUAGCCGAUAGUCUAAACAUGCAGAGGCAGAUAGAGAAUGGAAGAGUUAACUAUGAGAUAAGGGGUUUAUUCAGAGCAAAAUCUAAGCUAGGGGGAUUCCUCCGGUACUCGUAUUGGUUGUCUGCUCACUGUAAAAUAGUGCUAGGAGCCCCUCCUACUGGAAUCUUGAUCAGCAAACAUUGCCAAACAAAGCGCCAAGGUAUAUCGUAA
Molecule: messenger RNA, 765 nt
Organism: Fraxinus pennsylvanica
Lineage: Eukaryota; Viridiplantae; Streptophyta; Magnoliopsida; Lamiales; Oleaceae
Source: the annotation of a GenBank genome assembly